AUGGCCAAGACCAACAAGAACCUUCACUCCUCCCGGAGCAAGUCGCGCAAGGCGCACUUCACGGCGCCGUCCAGCGUCCGCCGCACCAUCAUGAGCGCCCCCCUGAGCAAGGAGCUGCGCGAGAAGUACAACGUCCGCAGCAUCCCCAUCCGCAAGGACGACGAGGUCACCAUUGUUCGCGGCUCCAACAAGGACAAGGAGGGCAAGGUCACCUCGGUCUACCGCCUGAAGUACGUCAUCCACAUCGACCGUGUGUCUCGCGAGAAGGCCAACGGCCAGAGCGUGCCGCUGGGCAUCCACCCCAGCAACGUCGUCAUCACGAAGCUCAAGCUCGACAAGGACCGGGAGAGCAUUCUGGCCCGGUCCAAGGCUGGCCGUGAGCAGCGCAUCAAGGCCAAGGUCACCGCCUAA
Molecule: messenger RNA, 411 nt
Organism: Grosmannia clavigera kw1407
Lineage: Eukaryota; Fungi; Ascomycota; Sordariomycetes; Ophiostomatales; Ophiostomataceae
Product: ribosomal protein l26
Exons: 3
Coding region: 1-411 (136 amino acids)
Biological process (GO): ribosomal large subunit biogenesis; cytoplasmic translation
Cellular component (GO): cytosolic large ribosomal subunit
Molecular function (GO): structural constituent of ribosome; RNA binding
Source: RefSeq, a predicted model, not a curated record